Molecule: messenger RNA, 4419 nt
Organism: Notothenia coriiceps (black rockcod)
Lineage: Eukaryota; Metazoa; Chordata; Actinopteri; Perciformes; Nototheniidae
Product: myomegalin-like
Exons: 31
Coding region: 124-4419 (1431 amino acids)
Biological process (GO): centrosome cycle; positive regulation of microtubule nucleation; regulation of Golgi organization
Cellular component (GO): centrosome; Golgi apparatus
Molecular function (GO): molecular adaptor activity
Source: RefSeq, a predicted model, not a curated record
UAUCAUGAUGGCGGUAGCCUGGACUAUUUUGAAUUCCGUCCCGCUUUUUGAACAAUUCAAUUGCUGUAGUAUGUAAAAUGUGCUAUUAUUCUGGGGAUAACACACGAUAAGUGAAGCUCUAUCAUGGACUCCGUCGUGGGGGCCGAUUUGACGCUCCCCGUUGACAUUAACGGAAGCUGCAGACUGCCAGACUCCAUAGAUGCUGGAGAAUUUUCCAUGGACAGCAUGACAGCUCCAUCCUUCCCUGACAAGAUGUCCCCAAUCAAAGCUCUCACCAUGAAGGAUUAUGAGAAUCAAAUCACAGCUCUGAAGAAAGAGAACUUUAACCUGAAGCUGCGCAUUUACUUCAUGGAGGAGCGCAUGCAGCAGAAAUGUGACGACUCCACUGAGGACAUUUUCAAAACGAACAUUGAGCUUAAGGUGGAGCUGGAGUCUAUGAAGAGAGACCUGGCAGAGAAACAUGAACUCCUCGUGUCUGCAUCGAAAGCGUUGGAGAGUCUUGCUGGUCGAGAAUCCGGAGAACCCCAGCGUGUGAAAGAGCACGCUCGGAAAGAGAUGGAUGCACUUAGAGAUGCAUUCAACAAAAGGAUAGCUGACUUGGAGCAGUGUCUGAAAACGGCUGAGGAAGAGGUUGACAAGAUGGCAGCCAUCGCUGAGCAGGAGAAGCUGAAGAAUAUUAACAUGGAAAAGCAGCUCCAAGCCCUGGGUCCCCUCAGCACCUUCCCCCCCGGGACUAGCCAAGCACAAGACCUGCAGCAGGCUCUGCAGGAAAAAGACAGUGUCAUUGAGCAGCUCAAGAUGACUUUAAAGAACCAGGAAGCUGCGAUCCAUCAGAAGAAAAGUACAGACCAAGAGACAGAUCAACCAUCAGCUGACAGUUUCAAACAUCUUUCUGAUCUCAUAGCCGAGAAAGAUCAGGAACUUGAGGCACUGAGGGACAUGCUACACAGGGACAAGGACAAAACAACUCCGGACUCUCAGAGUGAGGUUCGGCGAGUGGAGUCCUACAAUAAGCUGCUGACUGAAAAGUUCACCCAGGCACAAAGCACCAAUGAUGACCUGAGUCAAACACUGGAGGAAACCCAGAAUCAGAACAAGGUCCUGUUAGGGCAGCUGGAGGGGAAGGACAAUGAGCUCAACUCUGAGAAGAAAAAUGCUCUAAAGCGAGACAAAACCAUCCAGGGAUUUACUCAGGUUCUGAAAGAAAAGGAAAAAGAGAUUGCAGAGCUGUGUCAUGAGAUUGAGGACCGGGACGAUGCUCUGGCCAAGGCUAGAGAAGCAGCACAUAAAGCCCAACUGCAGAAAUACCAGGGAGUAGAAGAGCACCAAAACCUGUUAAUGACGAAGCAAACGGAGCUCGCCCAACUCCAGGGGGAAUACCACGCCAAGGUGCUUGAGGCCCAAAAGCUGCAGCGGGGCCUGGACAGAAAGGAGCAAGAGCUGGCUGACCUGCAGCAGGCAAAGGACCAGCUAGAGUUGGAACUGGAGGACCUGCAACAGCAGAAGAAGAAGGGGGACAAGGCCCUGAAUGAUCUGAUCAAUCAGCUGAAAAAGCUGAGCAGUGAGAUUGGAGACAGAGAGAGUGCUCUGGAGCAGCAGUACCAGGAGCUGCUGGAUCAAAUCCAAAGAAAAGUGCAAUCCCAUGAGGUCACCAUCCAGCGGCUCACAUCCUCUCUGGCUGAUAAAGAGCAGCAGCUACAGGAGUACAUAAACACGGACAGAGGUUUUGAACAAAGUAAAAAUCCAGGAGGAAACGACAAUGUGCUUUCCAAGCUGCGGCAAAGGCUGAAAGAAAAGGAGAAGGCUCUGGAGCAAGCGCUGGAUGAGAAGUUUGCUGCCAUAGAGGAGAAAGACAAUGAGAUACACCAGCUGCAGCUGUCUCUCAGGGAGAAGGAGAGAGACCUGGAAAGACUGAACAACUUGCUCUCUCACAACGAGGAGACCAUCGAUAGUUUUGACAGUCUGAUCAAGGAGAAGGAUGUGGAGCUGCAACACCUUGCAAACACACUGAAGAACCUGCAGAGAGCAAAACAAGAUGUAGAAGACAACUUGAACAGAUCACUGAGAGAGAAGGACUCCAUCAUCAUUCAGCUGCAGCUUUCUUUGGAGGGCAAGACAAAGGAUAUGGAUGACAUGGCCGAAUCCAUGCUGAGCCAGUCGCAGACUAAUGCUCGCGACCUUGCUGAACAGAUGAGCCAGAGGUUAAAGGUCACAGAAGCAAUGUUGGCUGAGGCUGUGGCGGCCAGGGCAAGGCUGGUCGCUGACAAUGAGAGUGCUGUGGAGGGACUGUUGGCUACAAUCAGGAGCAAGGACCAGCUGCUCAAGGAGUCUGCAGAGCACUACAACCGCAUGCUAUCUGAGCGCACUCAGGAGAUCCAGGAGCUGAGGAGGCAGCUCACUGACAUGCAGCAGAAGCUUGCCACUGCUGAGAAGCAAAGCUCUACAGCAGCCCAGGAGAGUCAUUUAGACACUGCAGGGCUCAGAGCCAUGCUCGCUGAGAAAGACAGCCUCAUCAACAAGCUUCUACAGCGUGGCCAGGAGAUGGAUCAGUUUGUGGUAGAUUUGAGACAGAAGGAGGAGUCGGAACAUGUGUUGGAGCUCAGACACACCAUCCAAAUCAUGCAGGAGAAGAUGGUUGACAGGGAAGCUGAGCUGUCCAGGAGCAACAGUGGGGAUAACAUGGAGAACGUUCUGCAUUCCAAGAAGACAGUCGUGGUCCUGAAAAAGGAGCUUGCACAGAAAACUGAGGCACUGAAUAAAGCACUGAAGCGGGAAAAUGAACUGAAGAUGUCUUUGGCAGAUCUACAGUCAUCCCUGUCUGAGCUGGAGGGUCGUUACGAAGGUCAGGCUGCUAACGUGGAGUCCCUGACUUCAACUCUGAAGACCAAGGAUGAGAUUAUUGAUGCUCUCCACCAGCGCCUUGGGCAAAGAGGGGAAAAUGGGUCUGAUCAGACCCAGGAUCAGAUGGUUGGCUCGGGCAUGGAGAGGUCACUGCCUGGGCUCCCUCAGAGAGAGAGGACCAUGAUUGGAGGAGAUAGCCAGCAAGAAGCAUUGCCUAGCCUUACAGCCUUGCAACAGCAGCACGACUCUCUGAACAAAGCGCUGAGAGCCGAGCAGCAGCUCUACUCCAGCCUCGUCAAGACUGUAAAGGAGCAGGACAGCGCUCAGCGUCUCCAUGCUCUGCAGUUGGAGCUGACAGCAGUGCAGCUCCUCAGGCAGCAGCUGGAGGAGGGCAUCAAAACUAAUGAGGAACUCAGGGACGAUCUGGAGAGGGAGAUACUCAGAGCCAAACUCAGAGAAGGUAUGGACCUGAUUGAUCCUAAAGAGCUGGAGAGCAUGAGACAUCAGCUUGAAGAUGCUCAGCGCUGGAAUGCCUCUCUGCAGGCCCGCCUAGGAGCCAUUCAGAGCCGUGGAGGAGGGGUCGGUGGGGCCAGUGAUGGUGGGGAAACUUUGAGUUUCAUUGGAGACCAGACUUCCUACAUGAGUAUCUGUGUGGGAGAGGAGCAUGAGGACAGCUUGUCUCAGCUCUCCACACAAGAGCUCAAGCAGAAGGUGAUGGAGCUGCAGGAUUCCAGCAGCAGACUUCAGACUUUAAACAAUGAGCUGCAGAGCCGACUGUCAUUAUUGGAGAAGUCGGGCCAAGACGCUUACGUCAAGGAAGACAGAGACGUGGCCAGCAGCAGCAGCAGCAGCAGCAGCAGCAGCCCAUUAAAACAGCAGCCUGAGGAGACGCAUGAGAUGCAGCCUGUGGCUCACAGUAACAGGACGCAUCUCUCCGGUCAGGAUAAACAGAGUCAGACAGACAUCAAAGUAGGACAGAUGUUGCCUGGAAAGCUGUUGGGAGAUUUUAGUCUAGACAGUGGCCUUGGCCAGAGUAGAGAGCAUGCUCACUCUGCCAUCUCCACUUUGGACACUGAAGAGAGACACUCCAGGCAGAGCAACACAGAUGUAACGGCACUUAAAUCCUUGCUGACUAAUUGUGGGGCUGCGUCAGUCUCACACCUCAGAGAGGAGCUGCUCAGACUUCGAUCAGAAAAUACGGAGCUGCGGGGUCUCCUUAAGGAACAAAAAUCUACUGAGAGUAAAGAGAAAGCAAGCACAGACGCCUCAGGGGACAGCAGUGACGGACAGGCUGAAUUGAGAAGGAGUCUGGAGAAACUGCUUGCUGAGUCAAAAGGUCGCCCUAAGGUCAUCAGUCUGUCAAAGGAGGAAGGAGGGAAGAAAUCUAAGGAGAUGUCGCAUAGGAAGACCCCUCUAACCCCUGAGCCGACUGUCAGCAGCAGUGAGGGGAUGGAGAGUUCAGCAGCUAAAGACCAGACAUCACACAGCAGGAGUGCAAAGCAGCAUGUUGUACGGCAUGGGGUAAGUUUCUUCAUUAAGUGUAAAGAAACACAGCAUUGGGCUCUGUAUCAAGUCUAG